AUGUUCAAUGAAUGGGUGCAACUACACAUUUCUUAUGAAGGCUUAUCUUACGAAUCAAAGAAGGCUGUAGACCACUCUUCUGGGGGAUCUCUAAAUAAGAAAAAGACCGUUGAAGAAGCCAUAUAUGUCAUUGAGACUGUAGCUGAGAAUGACUACUUUUAUGCUUCUGAGAGGAGCAACACUCGAGGAGUAAUGUCGUUGAACCAUAUGGAUGCACUGCUAGCUCAAAACAAGAUGAUCACCAAGCAGUUGGCUGACCUUACCAAGCAGAUGGAGAGGAACCAAGUUGUAGCAGUCACCACCCCACCACCAGCUCAAGAAGGAGUGAAUACAGAGAAAGGGGGUGACUGGGAACAAGCCAACUAUGUUAGAAACUCACCCUGGCAAUCACAUGAUCCAUACUCCAAGACCUACAAUCCCGGUUGGAAGAACCAUCCAAACUUUGGGUGGGGAAAUCAAGAAGACCAAAGCCAAGAUCAGAGAUGUCACAACCCCAACAAUAAUGCAGCAUACCAACAUUUCACACAGAGAUUAUAUCAAUACCUACCCAAUAACACUUCUCAGCAGCCAUAUCAAACCCAAAAUGACCAGUCUCAACACUCUAACCUCAACCCACCAUUACCAUCCGAAGAUAGACUUUCCAGACUUGAGACCCUGCUCGAAGGCAUAUGCAAGGAAGUUCAAGACAGUAAAGUGUUCCGGGAAGAAGUACGAUCCAAUAUGCAAAAUCAAGAUGAUGCCAUCAAGAAACUAGAAACACAUAUCAGCUACCUAUUCAAGCAAGUUCCUGGCCACAAUAUUUGUAACAACACUAAUGCAAACCCAAGGGAGGAGUGUCAGGAUAUCACCCUCAGAAGUGGAAAACAAUUGAAGGAGACCUCCAAAGAACCACAAGAGAAGAACAUGGAUGGAGGGGGAAAAGGACAAGAGGAAGUUCAAGCUUCCACUCCUAACUCACAUCAAAAAGGAGAAGCGCUGAAGCCAUAUGUUCCAAAAGCCCCGUACCCUCAACAAUUGAAGAAGAGUGGAGAUGAAAGCCAAUUCUCACGAUUCUUAGAAGUUUUCAAGAGACUACAGAUUAACAUACCCUUUGCUGAAGCAAUAGAGCAAAUGCUGCUCUAUGCUAAGUUCUUGAAGGAAUUGUUGACCAAGAAGAGAAUUUGGAAGAACAACGGGACUGUGGUACUAACCGAAGAAUGUAGUGCCAUCAUUCAGCACAAGUUACCCAGAAAUUGA
Arachis duranensis is the source of this 1236-nucleotide messenger RNA. RefSeq lists its product as uncharacterized. The record is from RefSeq and is a predicted model, not a curated record. NCBI's taxonomy places the organism in Eukaryota, Viridiplantae, Streptophyta, Magnoliopsida, Fabales, Fabaceae. The transcript has a single exon. Bases 1 to 1236 code for a protein of 411 amino acids.